CGAUCACUUGUUCGAUCGAUUGACAAAUAGGUUCAUCGAGCUCGCGCCCGAAUCAAGUUCGAAUUCGUCGCAUCGACACAAGAGCGCUUGAUCCAUCUCGAUCUCGAUCCAAAUCACGAUCCCGAUCCAAAUCACGAUCCCAUCUCCCGCUCCGACAAGCAUGGACUUUGUGGGAUCUUCGGUGGCAGAGGGGAGCCUCGCCGCCGCCCUCGGGAACGCCCUGGUGGUGGCCCUUGCCGACCUCCUGGACGACGGCACGGGGGCCUCGGACCGCAAGGACGCCGUUGUUUCCUUCUCCGGGGAACGCCGGGGGGACUGCCUCGGAGAGGCGGCGGCCUCCUCCCUGCGGACCAUCGUCGAGUGCGCCACCAUGAAGACGGACAACACGACGGCGGCAUCGGUAUCCGCACCGCCCUUCGAAGAUUCUCCUUUGCUGCCCCCUUGCGCGGGCGAAACCGGGGAAAGGGUCCCUCCCGCACCCACCGGUUCCUACCGGUGCCACCGCGGGCGAAAGCAACCCCGGGAGAAAGACAAUCACGGGUCGGCGGAGGAAAAAGAGGAAGCGCCCAGCCCCGGAGCCGGUGUGGGCGUCCGCGUGAGCCUGGGUCUUCCGGGCGGGCACGAGAAGGAGCCGGGCGAAUCCAAGGACGACGGAACCCAGAGCACCGCGAGCACCACUGGAAGCACCAGCACUACCAACAGCAUCUGCAGCACCACAGGACCCCGGGCAAACCAGGGAAGCAGCCGCGGCUUUCUGUGCGGCACCCUUUCCCUCCACGACGACGAAAUGCCUCCCGCCACCGAUUGGUCCCCCCCGUCCGCUUUCUGGUGCGGGGGGGUUCCAGCCGUGCUCACCUACGAAAGCGGGCUCCGAGACGAACGCCAAGACGAAGGCACGGGCAAGGACACGGACCACGAGCGUGCCGUCGAAGCGCCGCCGCCGCUGCGGAUGGGAGACUGCCUGCCCUUCUUCGCGAGCUGCGGCCCGCAGCACCAGUUUGCCUUUGACGACGAGGACGAAAACGACGGCGACGACCACAAACACGAGGAUGCAGCGGCUUCGAGAAGGCCCGGCCUUCCGGCCCCCGGGCGGGCAGUUGUGGAAGACGACGCGGGGACCACCGCUACCGCAGGCAGCGCCACGACGGGGGCCUCCUCCUCCCUCCACUCCUUUCUGGUGGUCGACCAUCCCCACCCGCUCCCGUCCCCUUCCGGUGCCACCGUGGGAGCCCACCGGGGGCGUUCUUUUUCCGCCACAGCCGACGAGACCUUCCACCGGAGGCAGCGGCCCCUGCACAGGUGGAUGGCCCCCGGCAGCGACAGUGAGAGCGACUCGCCUCGGGAGGGCCACCGCCGACGCUCCCAGACCCCCGACCCCCCCUCCGACCGCGCCCUGGUCCACUGGAUCAUGAGGGGCCUCAAGCCGCACCUGCCCUACAGCAAAAAAGAGGAUUCCUUCUUUCUGGGAUACAGCCUGCUCCGGGACGGCGCCUCGCUGGACCGGCUCCUGGACGCGGUGGGAGAAAGCCAAUGCGGUGCCAACUGCUCCUCGGUCCUCGCGGUCGAGACCACGAAAGGGGAGGUCUUUGGGGCCUUUCUCACGGAGCCCUGGAAGCGGUCGGGCAAACGGUGGUUCGGGGGCGGACAGAGCUUUCUGUGGACGACCUGCGAGACGGGGGUGGGGGAAAGGCCGACGAGGGACCGAGGGAAAAACCGCACUCUUGGGCGGAGGAACCGGGUACCACCAACGACGACGACGCCCGGGCAGCAGCAGCAGCAGCACCACCUCGAGGUCUUUCCCUAUUCCUUUGCCAAUCCCUUCGUCCAGCUCUGCGACGGGGACCGCCUCCUGGUGGGGAGCGGGGAGGACGGCUUCGGCCUGGCCCUCGAGGGGGAUCUCACCCGGGGGAGCACCUCGGCCUGCGAAACCUUUGCGAGCCCCCCCCUCUCGAGGGCCCACAGAGACGGGUUGGCCUUUGGGAUCCGGGCCCUUGAGGUGUGGACCCUAGCCGCCGCUCUCCCGUUCCUUUCUCCCCUGCAGCAGGGGGAGGGGGUCACGCGGGUCCGCGGAAGGAGCCCGGGAGUGACACCCGGUCGCAACAAGGCGGCAACGGCGACCGAGCCGCCCUCUCCCUCCGCCCGCCCACCACAAAACCCACCUUGCCACCGCAACACGAACCGCACCCGGCACGGCUCCGCCGAGGCGUGAACCCUCUGGUGAAGCCGUGCCAUGGCUCGUGGGAACGAACCGAUAAAUCACUUUUUUACAC
Pseudo-nitzschia multistriata is the source of this 2270-nucleotide messenger RNA. Lineage: Eukaryota; Bacillariophyta; Bacillariophyceae; Bacillariales; Bacillariaceae. The record is from the annotation of a GenBank genome assembly.